CAAAACAAGCAGCUACAGUGUACUAUAGAUCACCUUGAAGACUCUCCAUGGCCGACAGCGAUGAUAACACCACACGCAACAUGUUGCAGUACCUAAUUUUCGCGCUGUUACUUGUGAUCGGGCUCUCGCCCUUCGUGCUGAUGCUUUGGAAAAAUGUAGCGUACCGCGAGCGGCUGCGCGACACCUUUUGCUGCAAGGAUUGCAGCGAUCUCUGUACGCGGCGUGUGCACUACGACGAGGCGGACCUGCGAACGCUGCGAGAGCUGGAGGAACCUCCACAGCGCGAAAGCGUGGGCAUAAACGGCGCCUACCGUAUGUACCAGGCGCGACGAUCAAGGCUGUCGCUGCGCUUGGCCUCGUGGCGUGAAGAUGUCAAACGUGGUGGCGGCGAUGAUGACCGUCUGCACCACAAGUUGGCACAAAUCCAGGCAGCACAGUACCGGCGCCAGCAGGCACAGCCGGCAGUAACACUGAAUGCCAGCAGCGCUGCAAGCCGAGCCAACUUGGCGUCAAACGUCCCUUUCGACAUACGAGUUGUGGAGAUUAACGACCGCGUCGAUGAAUCCACCAGCUCAUCAGUGGCAGCAGCAUCGUCGAAUGUGUCAAAUAACUCGAACGACUCAGAUGAGGAGGCAGUUUACGAAUUGGUGCUUCCGACGCCGAAGAACGAGCAACGAGAAGCACCCAGGGCAGGCAGACGAUCAGUGGUCACUGCGGAGGAAGAGGAGGAGGAGAAGGAAGAUGUGAAGUCCCGCGGCUAUGAGAUCGUAUAGGUGGCGUGAAAUUAUCUGAACGAAUGCAAUUACGACGAGAAAGAACACCGCGGCAAAAGCGUGAACAAUGAAUGAAGAAGCUGCUGCGGUGAUAAAGUGAGUGAAGACGUUUCUGGUGGCGGCUACUAUUUAUCUGGUCGUGAACUUUUGCCGAAGGUUGUUUUGAGAUACUGCUGCUUGCCAGUGGGUGAGACUACUAUCAUUGUUUAGACUGGGAGCUGACGUUUUCCUCAAUGAACGACUCAGGGAUAGUCAGCAAGGUAAUACCACAAACUAUUAAUAGUAUUUAUUUCCCUUUUGAA
This is a messenger RNA of Phytophthora infestans T30-4, 1075 nucleotides long. RefSeq lists its product as uncharacterized. The record is from RefSeq and is a predicted model, not a curated record. The transcript has a single exon. NCBI's taxonomy places the organism in Eukaryota, Oomycota, Peronosporomycetes, Peronosporales, Peronosporaceae. Bases 48 to 773 code for a protein of 241 amino acids.